Molecule: messenger RNA, 1446 nt
Organism: Puma concolor (puma)
Lineage: Eukaryota; Metazoa; Chordata; Mammalia; Carnivora; Felidae
Source: RefSeq, a predicted model, not a curated record
AUGGCGGCUUCUGCGUCGACCCCCCACACGACUGACUUUCCAGCUGACGGUCGAUGCAGUUACUACGUAGAAAAGAAGAAGCGGUUCUGCAGGAUGGUGGUGGCAGCGGGGAAAAGGUUCUGUGGGGAACACGCUGGAGCCGCGGAGGAAGAAAAUGCUCGGAAGAGAAUUCUGUGUCCUUUAGAUCCAAAACACACAGUAUAUGAAGAUCAACUAGCAAAACAUUUGAAAAAGUGUAACUCAAGAGAGAAGCCAAAACCUGACUUCUUUAUUCAAGAUAUUAAUGCAGGCUUAAAAGAUGAAACAGAAAUACCUGAACAAUUAGUUCCAAUUUCUUCUCUCUCUGAAGAGCAGUUGGAAAACUUAAUUAAGAAAUUGCGGAGAGCAAGCGAAGGUUUGAACUCUACACUUAAAGAUCAAAUUAUGUCCCAUCCAGCAUUGCAUGAUGCCCUUAAUGACCCUAAAAAUGGUGAUUCUGCAACCAAACACCUGAAACAGCAGGCUUCUAUUUUAGGUAACAUUGAAAAAUUAAAGUUACUUGGUCCAAGAAGAUGUUUUGUUGAGUUUGGAGCAGGAAAAGGAAAAUUGUCUCAUUGGGUUGAUAUUGCCUUAAAAGAUGCUGAAAAAGUUCACUUCAUCCUAGUAGAAAAAGUGACCACGAGAUUCAAGGUAGAUGGCAAACACAGGAAGAAAAAUUCAGUGUUUGAGAGACUUCAAAUUGAUAUUCAGCACUUGUGUUUGAACAAGAUUCCUUUGCUAAGCAAAGAAAAACUACCCGUGGUAGGAAUUGGAAAGCAUCUGUGUGGUGUGGCAACAGAUCUUGCAUUACGAUGUUUGGUUGAAACCUAUGCUGCCAGUUGUGAGGAAAGGAAUGAAGAACCUUUAGCCAAACGCAGAAAGAAUGAUAAAACAGACAAAGAAAUUAACCCUUUGGCCAAGGAAGGAAAUGAGAAAAAUGUCCCAGAGAAGUGGACCCCUGUGGCUGGCAUUGUUAUUGCACUCUGUUGUCACCACAGGUGUGAUUGGAGACAUUAUGUGGGCAAAGAAUAUUUCAGGGCUCUAGGCCUUGGAGCAGUGGAUUUCCACUACUUCCAGCGAAUGAGUAGUUGGGCAACUUGUGGGAUGCAAAAAACAUCUUUGGAAGCCUCCAACGUGACCUCAAAGAGAAAAGAUAAGCACAGUGAUGACAGUGAAGAGCAUGACGAUGGGGGAUGCAGAAUCACGGACGACAGCACUGAGAGUUUGCCUGGGCUCCUUACUGUUGAAGAAAAGAAGAAAAUAGGGCAUCUUUGUAAAUUGCUGAUUGACCAAGGCCGAGUCGAGUAUUUACAGCAGAAAGGUUUCAGUCCUGCUUUACAGUAUUAUACAGAUCCUCUGGUGUCUUUGGAAAAUGUAUUGUUAACUGCUUUACCAAAUCAUUCUUCAUCACCAGAAACAAGUGCUUAA